Messenger RNA from Hemibagrus wyckioides, 4292 nucleotides. RefSeq names its product EH-domain containing 4 (gene ehd4). Gene Ontology annotation, biological process: endocytosis; endosomal transport. Gene Ontology annotation, molecular function: protein binding; calcium ion binding; GTP binding. Gene Ontology annotation, cellular component: cytoplasm; plasma membrane. The coding region runs from base 159 to 1799 and encodes 546 amino acids. Lineage: Eukaryota; Metazoa; Chordata; Actinopteri; Siluriformes; Bagridae. The record is from RefSeq and is a predicted model, not a curated record. The transcript has 6 exons.
CUCAGAGAGAGAGAGAGAGAGAGAGAGAGAGACAUUGCUGCUAACGGUUCAGUCAGCUGAGAGACACAGAGGAACAUUUAUCCCCUUGUUACGGAAAAGCGAAGUACAGUUGCACAAUACUGGUUGGGAGGGAAAAAAGAAACAAACAGAUCAGCAUUAUGUUCAGCUGGGUGAACAAGGAGCAGGGUGGAAGAAACAAGGAGGGCGACAUGUUUCAAACGGUGACUGAGGGACUUCAGAGUCUCUAUACUAAAAAAUUACUGCCUUUAGAAGAAGCUUACCUUUUCCACGACUUCCACUCACCGGCGCUGGAAGAAGCGGAUUUUCAGAGCAAACCAAUGGUCCUUUUGGUGGGGCAGUACUCCACAGGAAAGACCACUUUCAUAAGGUAUUUGCUGGAGCAGGAUUUCCCUGGUAUGCGGAUUGGGCCUGAGCCGACGACAGAUGGCUUCAUUGCUGUGAUGUAUGGGGAGAGCGAGGGAGUUGUACCUGGAAAUGCGCUGGUGGUGGACCCCAAGAAGCCUUUCCGGAAACUCAAUGCUUUUGGAAACGCUUUUCUGAACAGGUUCAUCUGCUCUCAGGUCCCUAACCAAGUCCUGCAGAGCAUUAGCAUCAUUGACACACCGGGCAUCUUGUCUGGAGAAAAACAGCGUAUUAGCAGAGGCUACGAUUUCUCGGAAGUUCUGCGAUGGUUUGGUGAGCGUGUAGAUCGCAUCAUUCUCCUCUUUGAUGCCCACAAGCUGGACAUCUCUGACGAGUUCUCUGAGGCAAUCAAGGCCUUCCGUGGCCAGGACGACAAGAUCCGUGUGGUUUUAAACAAGGCUGACCAGGUGGACACACAACAGCUGAUGCGUGUCUAUGGGGCCCUGAUGUGGUCUCUUGGCAAAGUUAUCAACACCCCGGAGGUGGUGAGGGUGUACCUGGGGUCCUUCUGGGCCAAGCCCCUGCAGAACACAGACAACCGCCGGCUCUUUGAGGCUGAAGCACAGGACCUCUUCCGGGAUAUCCAGGCCCUGCCACGCAAUGCUGCCCUGCGCAAGCUCAAUGACCUCAUCAAAAGAGCCAGACUAGCCAAGGUGCAUGCUUAUAUCAUCAGCUAUCUGAAAAAGGAGAUGCCUUCUCUGUUUGGGAAAGAAAAGAAGAAGGAAGAGUUAAUUGCACACUUACCUGAGAUUUAUCAAAUGCUGCAAAGAGAGCACCACAUCUCACCUGGAGAUUUCCCGAACGUCAACAAGAUGCAGGAACAACUCAUGCACUAUGACUUUAGCAAGUUCCCCUCCCUGAAAAUGAAGCUGAUUGAAUCAGUGGACAAGAUGCUAAGCAACAAGAUUGCACAGCUGAUGAACAUGAUCCGAGAGGAGGAAGGCAAACAGCCAGCUCAGAUGGUGAUGGGCGGGGCUUUCGAAGGCUCUGAGGAUGGACCAUUCGGCCACGGCUAUGGCGAGGGCAUUAGUGCUGGAGCAGAUACUGAAGACUGGAUUGUGAGUCGUGACAAGCCACGGUACGAUGAGAUCUUCUACACACUGAUGCCCAUCAAUGGCAAAGUGACCGGUGUCAAUGCCAAGAAGGAGAUGAUGAACUCACGACUGCCCAACACCGUGCUCGGAAAGAUCUGGAAGCUGGCCGACUGUGACAAAGAUGGCAUGCUGGACGAUGAGGAGUUCGCCUUGGCUCAGCAUCUCAUAAAGGUUAAACUGGAGGGCUAUGAACUCCCUUCAGAGUUACCUCCCCACCUUGUGCCCCCUGGCCACAGAAAGAACCCCACUGCAGACAUCUUGUACAAUCAUCAGGACGACUAAGACCCCAAAUGUGAUCACAGCAAAAACACAUCUGUUCAUACAUAAACAUUACUCAACAAUUCACAGUCUCAAUGGAAUGAUUCAACUAAAUGCUAAUGUGGAUAACAAUAAAUAACAUUUUUCCGUUGCAAAUUUUGUUUUAUAACGAUUGUGCCUUAGGACAGAUUUAUGAAAAAGUACAAACUAAUGUUAUUCUUAACAUGUGUACCACCUGACCACUUCACAAAAGGAAUUUACUUUUUAAAAGAGUGAUCUCAGAUUUUGGUAGAAAGCAGUUUGCUUUUGACAAUUCACACUCUACACAUACAUUUCACAUAGUGAUCAACAACAAUCUUUCAGAUUAAAUAUUGUGAUUCUUAAGAGAGUUAACGGUGCCAUAACUGCAGCCAAAGUAAAUUAUCCAGCAAACAAAGAAGCUGUGUAGAUGGGAUACCAUAUUCACACACACAGCAUGCACACACUAUAAAUCCAAAGGUAUGUGGACACCUGACCAUCACACUCGUAUGUGGAUCUUCCCCAAACCGUCACGAUGAAGUUGGAAGAACACAACUAUAUAGGAUUUGUAUGCUGUAGCAUUAAAAUUUCCAGUCCCUGGAUUUAAGAGGCCCAAACCUGUCCUAGCAUGACAGUUCUCCUGUGAGGUCCAUAAAAAACAUGAUGGAAGACUUGAGUAGGGUCUGCACUGAGCCCUGACCUCAACCUUUCCGAACAUGUUAGGGAUUAAUUGAAAAACCGAAUUCAUGCCACACCUUACUGCCAGAAAUCUGUGCCCAACCUCCUGUAAUCUUGUGGCUGAACGGGUACGAAUCCCUACAUUCAUGGUCCAAAAUUUAGUAAAAGAUCUUCUUAGAAUUCUCCUUAUUAGUACUUAUGGUUUAGAAUGAGUUAGGUGUCCACAUAUUUAUGGUCAUAUAAUGUAUUUUUAUUGAAGUUGUUGUCAGGUCAUCAGGUAUGAUGUGUGAAAGGGAUGGUUUAUUAGUAGAUACUGAUCAUUUGUCUCUGCAGAUCAAUCACUCAGUCUAGGUAACACAUGAAACAUAUCAUUUAAUCAAACACUGAAAAUGCUGAAAGGCUACCAAAAUAAAUCUAAUUGCAUCUGAUAUUGAAUAUUUAAUUAUUUUUUUUUGUAUAUUCCUAAAAUCUGAAAAAAGAUUUAGAAGCACACUGAGUUUGAUCACAGAUGCAACAGAGGUGAAGCUAAGGAAUGAGGAAACUGGCAGUGUAAUUUACAUGCGCUGAUUUACAAUCAGAUUUAACCGUACAUAACUUUGAUGGAUAAGGGCCAAUGUUCAUCUGAAGGUUUUAAUUGGUAAGCUUAAAUUCUGAAGUCAUUAUAUACAUUACAGUGUAUAUUUUACCAACAACAAAAAACAUUGUUAAUAACUCUUAAUGCUAAAAAUCAGUUGCUCCUGAUAGUGUUGCAAUGGGAUUCCAGCUCAUGCCUGUUGGUCCAGGUGAAGCGUUGUGUUGGAUAAUAAACUGUAUAAUGGAAAUCGAAUUACCUUUAAUGUAUAUUAAGAUAUAAAUAUAUUCAUCUAGACUUAAAAAAGCAAAUUGCACUAAACAGACAUCGUUUCUUGCUGAUGUUAGUGUAUUAUGGAUCUCAGCGAGUCACAAUUGCUUCAGUGUCUCAUGAGAAAUUAGUGUGAUUUGUACAUUUAACAGGAUAAUUGUUCAACGCUAACUGGUCCUCAUCUUUAUUUAAUGCAAGUCUGUAUCUGUUACACAGUUUUGUUGGUGUUAUAAUUCCCUCCAGUGUUACAUCACACCAGAUGCUCAGUGCUCAGUGGUGUAGAGUUACACCCCGACCUACUCUGUAGCUCCAAAGCAUUGUUAUUAACAGUAAUCCCUCAGCACAGCAAUGCCCAAUUUUACAUGACAAAAUAUUGUAUUUUUACAGUGUUUUACAAAUAUUUGUCUUCAACUGACUACUUCUCUUUGCAGUCUGUGUUUAUGAAGAGAUAAGCUCUUUGAGGACACAGAAAAUUGUCUAUUCCAGCCAUUAACAUCACUGUCUAUGUGCGUAAUGUAGAACACUUUCAGCUUUAAGUAAACAGAUUUAGCUUGUAUUGAGGGGGAAAGUUUAAAGCAUAAAGAAUGUCUCAUUGUCUGCUUACUAACCAUUGAAAUACUUGUUCAGUUGAUGCAGUUUAUUAUAACUAAAUGGGUAACAUUUGAUGAUUUUGAUUUUCAUAAAUAUUUCAUUUUAAUCAUUCUAAUACUGUGCCUAUGCAACCUGAUUUGUCUAAGUUUAUUGUGCAUUUCUCUACAAAUAAUGUGGAAAUAAAGUAAUUAUACUUGUUUUAGCUUUUGAAAUGGUUUUCAUUUCAAAAUGACUGUGAUUCUUUGCUAAUACUAUUCAUGUUGCUUGUACUGGCAUUUUAAUGUCUAGCUCAUCACUGAAUGUAAAGAAAUAACGUGGAUGUAUUCCUGUUUAAAAUAAAGGAAUAUGAAGAAUAAUAUUUAACAAUUAAAUUUGUUUUUUCCUCAUGA